AUACUUUGAUGGAUAUUGUCUUCCAGGGCACUUGCAUUAAACUUGUGUGUAUUUGAUUGGAUGCUAUUUAUAGUUCUUGUGUUUUAAAAAUCCAAUUAGGGAAUACAAUAGGCUUGAAAUCUUUAUUAGCUCUAUUGUAUUCAAUAUAUUAAUGCUUUGUAUGAAGACCUGACUUGCAGCUAUAAUUGUGUCAAGUAUUUAAAAUUGUUAAAAUGAAUGAAUUUUGAAGGAAGAUUCUUGUUUUGCUGACAGCAUUUAAUGAAGCACUGAAAUGAUCAAGUAAGAAUGAAACUAAACAAGUUGUUACCAGUAGCUGGUGCUGUGUGUGUUGACAGAUUUCAAAGUUACACCAAGCUAUAGAUUCAGAUUUUCAGGCUAAGUCAAGAUAUAGAUUGAGUUGAAUGUAUAUCAUACUAGAGCUCCUGGGCUCUUUGAAUAGAUAUGUUGUGUAGUGUCUAUAUUGAUACUGUGUUCCUGAUUGCCUCAGUCUUGAAUCUUGUGGUUCAGGCUAUAUAGAAAGCUUGAACUAGUGCCAACUGAAUUCUCUUUAUAUAUCCAGACUAAACACUUGGCAAGUGUAAAAUAUCUGAAAUUAAUGCCUUGUUUUCCCUAAGAGCUGCUGACUGGUGAUUCUCCAAGAUUUCCAUUUCACAUGAUGUAGCCACCAACUUGAAAUGUUGUUAACAAAAUAGUUUUAUUUCUUAAUUAGGUUCAUGUGUAUGGCUGAGAUUGUCUUCUUGGAUCUAUUUUAUUGGCCAUGAAUAAUUUAUUUGUUUCCGAUCUCAAGUUGUUGAAGUAAUAACAAUCAUAUUAUCAUAUUGCCAGUGACGGUUGCUUUUGUUACAAUUGCAGUGUGUAGAAGCUAAAACAAGCAACCAUUUUAUAUCCCUCUUGGUGGUGUGAGUUAUGUGGUCUGUGUUAUGUUAGUUUCUUCUAUAUGAAAUUGCUCCUAACAGCCCUGUGUUGUUGCCAGAUUUGAAGUAAAGUCUAAAAGCCUAGCCAAACCGGUGGAAAAUGCUGGCCAAAAAACUUUUAAGUUUUAAGCCUAGUUCAAGUGAAAACUUUGAGAAAUUUCACGACUCAGAGAAGAUGAACUCAUCACUAGACGAAAGUGGGGAGGAAGCCUACAGGGCUCGGGCGGGUCGUAAACGCCACAGUGUCCAGUUGGAUAAAAAGCUGACCUCCCAACUGCACAGCUUGGACAGAAGGUCCAGUACCAUAAGUACUGGUACGGCUGACUCGCUCUGUAAGUUUCUUAAGGCUGAAGCAACAAGAAUGGGUCGAAAGAUGGUUGGUGGGUGGGUGGGUUGAAAGAUGGUUGGUGGGUGGGUGGGUCAAAAGAUGGUUGGUGGGUGGAUGGGUUGAAAGAUGGUUGGUGGGUGGGUGGGUCAAAAGGUGGUUGGUGGGUGGAUGGGUCGAAAGAUGGUUGAUGGAUGGAUGGGUCGGAAGAUGGUUGGUGGGUCGAAAGAGGGUUGGUGGGGGUGGGGAUUUAAGUGAGACCACUGCCAAAGACAUGAACCAAAUGUUCUUAGUCCUUAUAAUUUUAAAGAUGUUUGUCCUUUAGCAGGCCUUUCAAUUGAAACAGGUCUUAUAAUAGAAAAUGAAGUAUGUCGGGUCUGUUAAUUAUAAUUAUAUUUGAUAUUUAAGGCCAAGUGUUAUUAAAAAAUGUAAUGCUUUAAUGCAAUACAAGUUUUCUUAAUUAAACACUCAACAUUAUUGAUUAUGAUGGGAUGCACUUUAGUUUCUAUGGUAAUGAACCAAACAUUCCUGGUUUGAUGCCAAAAACUUCAUGUCGUUGUCAAGUAAUAUGGAGUGUAUUAUUUCCUUUUCACAUUCUUCAUUUUUAAGUCCUCCAUUUCUAACUUUGUUAAACAUCUUUUGAAAACUUUUAAUUUUUUCUCUUCUUUUAGCAUCAUACACUGGCAGCUCAUCUGAAGAAGAUGAGAUCAGUCCAAGAGAAAAACCCCAGGUCAGUAAAAACAGAUGCUGAAUUUCUACACUGAUGUGCUUUCAUUUAUAAUAGUGUUACAGAACAUUUUCUCUAAACAUUUCCUGGAAGCAUCCAUUCCACCACCAGUUUCCUGUGUCAUGUUCACAUCAUUAUUCAACUAUUGUCAUGUGUUUAUCAAAACAUUUCCCGCUUGAUGUCAUGCUUUUUUUUUCAGGUGAAUAUAUUUUGUUCACACUUUAAAGUGUGUUGCUAAAUUAACUAUGGACAGAUUCUUUUUUGUCUUCUUGCAAGCAUAAGCUGACUGUUAUAGUGGCAAAUAUUUCAUUGCUUUAGAAAAAAUACAAUUCUGACUGCAUUUAUUUCAUCUGCAUAUAAAACAAUGCAUGGACCGUAAUUUUGAUUGCACUUAUUGCAUAAAAUACAACAUACAGACCAUAAUUCUGACUGCAUUUAUUUUAUCUGCAUAUAAAACAUACAGACCGUAAUUCUGACUGCAUUUAUUUCAUCUGCAUAUAAAACAAUGCAUGGACCGUAAUUUUGAUUGCACUUAUUGCAUAAAAUACAACAUACAGACCAUAAUUCUGAAUGCAUUUCUUUAAUCUGCAUAUAAAACAUACAGACCAUAAUGGUGUUAAAUAUUUAGGCAGGUGCGCACUAAUUAAUUAAUUAAUAUAUGCUUAUAGCUUCAACCACAUAAAAAAAUUCCAGGACUGUAAAGUUUAUGUAACAGUAUUAGGAAUGUUAACAUUGUGCUAAUUUGCUGAAUAGAUUUUAGGCUGACCAGAUCUAAUGGAAGUUGUAUUCUGGGAACUGUCUCCACCUUUAUGCAAUAAGAAAUACAAAUAAAAUCAAUAGAGCCCAGAGUUACAUAUCUGUACAUCCAUUCUUACACAAUGGCAGAACUGUACAUACAUCCUGUCACCAUUACAGAACUGUGCAUCCAUCACAACUCCAUUACAGAACUGUGCUUCCAAUUAUCCAUCAUAACUCAAUAACACUGCCGUCCAUCCAUCAUAAAUUUACUGUAAACCCAUCAUUACCCCAACAUGCUCCCUCAUUCCAUCCAUCAUUACCCCAACAUGCUCCCUCAUUCUAAUCUAUCAUUACCCCACCAUGUUCCCUCAGUCCAUCCAUCAUUACCCCAACAUGCUCCUCAUUCCAUCUAUCAUUACCCCAACAUGUUCCCUCAGUCCAUCCAUCAUUACCCCAACAUGCUCCUCAUUCCAUCCAUCAUUACCCCAACAUGCUCCCUCAUUCCAUCUAUCAUUACCGCAACGUGUUCCCUCAUUCCAUCCAUCAUUACCCCAACAUGCUCCCUCAUUCCAUCUAUCAUUACCCCAACAUGUUCCCUCAGUCCAUCCAUCAUUACCCCAACAUGCUCCUCAUUCCAUCCAAUCAUUACCCCAACAUGCUCCCUCAUUCCAUCCAUCCUUACCCCAACAUGCUCCCUCAUUCCAUCCAUCAUCACCCCAACAUGCUCCCUCAUUCCAUCCAUCAUUAACAUAACAUGCUCCCUCAUUCCAUCCAUCAUUACCCUAACAUGUUCCCUCACUCCAUCCAAAAUUACCCCAACAUGCUCCUUCAUUCCAUCCAUCAUUACCCCAACAUGCUCCCUCAUUCCAUCCAUCAUUAGCCCAACAUGUUCCCUCAUUCCAUCCAUCAUUAGCCCAACAUGUUCCCUCAUUCCAUCCAUCAUUAACAUAACAUGCUCCCUCAUUCCAUCCAUCAUUACCCUAACAUGCUACCUCAUCACUCCCAUAAUAUCUCACUGGGAUCAAAUAAAAUAUUUAUUUUGACCACCUACAGAAGAGUUCCAAAGGCUUCUCUGACUUCUGCGUCAAGAACAUUGAACAUAGUGCAUUCGGCAGGAGGGAGAUUGAGAUAGCUGAACAAGGUGAGAGGCUGAACGUUAAGAGGGUGGGGUGGGGGGGGGGGAGGGGGGCAUUUUAAAUGUUAUUGUUUUGUUUUAUGAGUUGUGUGGAUACCAAGCAUGUCAGGGCAUUGAUAGUGCAUUCGGCAGGAGGGAGAUUGAGAUAGCUGAACAAGGUGAGAGGCUGAACGUUAAGAGGGUGGGGUGGGGGGGGGGGAGGGGGGCAUUUUAAAUGUUAUUGUUUUGUUUUAUGAGUUGUGUUGAUUACAAGCAUGUCAGGGCAUUGACAGUGUGUCUGGCCGAAUGAAUUAUUGGAAAGCUGUUGCCAGGUAAUGAUGCAGAAAUGUACUGUGGGGCAACAGAGCAUAGGCACACCACAACAUGGGUUACUGUAGUUUAAGUCAAGGAUAAUGUCCAUAUAGGCACACCACAACAUGGGUUACUGUAGUUUGAGUCAAGGAUAAUGUCCAUGUAGGCACACCACAACAUGGGUUACUGUAGUUUGAGUCAAGGAUAAUGUCCAUAUAGGCACACCACAACAUGGGUUACUGUAGUUUGAGUCAAGGAUAAUGUCCAUGUAGGCACACCACAAUAUGGGUUACUGUAGUUUGAGUCAAGGAUAAUAUAGGCACACCACAAUAUGGCUUACUGUGGGUCUGAGUAAAGGAUAAUGUCCAAAGAUCCAGAGCCAUAGUUUGUUUCAUGGCAACCUCCUUGGGGGGCAUGUCAGUACUAGACCAACAAAUCUUAUCCCAAGCAAUGAAGAGAGAUGUCCCUUGCACACUGAGAGCCCAGCCCUAGGCCGAGGUACGGCGCUAUAUUUGACCACUGUAAUAAUAAUAAUAAGGUCCCUGUAUUUCUAGAAAAUGAAUUGUAUACUUUUAUAGCUUUAUUGUUAAAAUUCAACCAUUUAUCAUCUUUAUUCUUUUGUCAAUUAUUAUUUUAUUAUGUCUUUGGACUGCACCUUAUUUUCUACAGAUAAACUUUUCAUAUGCUUUACCGAAAUUGUUAACGUUUUGGUCAGCACAUAAGCAUUAAAAUGUCAAAUUUAGGAACUAAAGACUUGUUCACAUAGUUGACAUAUAAGUAUAUAACAAUGAACAUAUGUUGUCUCAUGUUUCUGGCACUGUAAUGUCAUAUGAAUGUGUGAUUGGUCAUAAGUUCUCUCAUGGAGUUUAGUAGUGCAAUGCUGUCCCACUGAAUGAUUGGGUAUAAACAUAUUGAUGAUCUCAUGCUUCUGGUACUGUAAUGCUGUAUGAAUGUCCACAGAGAUGCCUGGGUUAAUGGCAUUGAGGAGGAGAGCUGAGGCUGACAAGCCACUACAGGGAGCCAAAAUUAUUGGCUGCACACACAUCACUGCACAAACAGCAGUAAGUAGAAAAUGUUAUUGUUCUACAAACAGCUGUUAUUGGCCAUGUGGUUUGUUUUAUAAACAGCCAGCUGUGAGUGGAGCAUGUUAUGUUUACUGAACACUGACUGGCCACGUUAUUGUUUUUACAAAGCUUAUCUUGCUGUUUCUUACAAAGUACUGUGGUCAAAGCUAGCUCAACUAUCCCCAACCCCUGUCCUUUAGAAAGCCACUGAACCCCAGUCAAGUUAUGCACAGCAUCCAGACAAGGGUGAACACACUGAACAAAACAAUAAUUUGGUCACCAUGAAAAUCAUCAAGUACUUCUUGAGUGUCACACAAAUAACUUAGCCGAUAAGAAAACUUGGUAACUUAUAUAAAGGUCAUUUAUCAAAUUUGUUAGCUUGACCCUAUCCUCCUUCCAAAACUUUUAUUUGUCAGACUUAUGUUUCCAGCCGCUUUAUUGCAGCUUCAUUCUGAUACUCGUCUGGUGUGUUCAGUGUGAGAAGCCAGAUAAGAAAGGAAAGAAAAAAUCAUUGAAUUAUUUGGAGAGUUGCCCACAAAAACACCAGCAGUCUCCCUGUGUGCCAAAAUAAAAUAGCAACAUUCUCAGGGAGCUUUCUAGGCUUACCUGGCCAAUAGGAAUAGUCGGGUCUAAGAGGGCAAUAGAUUGGCACCAAGGGCAAAUUCUCUAGACUUACCUGGCCAAUAGGAAUAGUUGGGUCUAAGAGGGCAAUAGAUUGGCACCAAGGGCGAAUUCUCUAGACUUACCUGGCCAAUACGAAUAGUUGGGUCUAAGAGGGCAAUAGAUUGGCACCAAGGGCAAAUUCUCUAGACUUACCUGGCCAAUAGGAAUAGUUGGGGUCUAAGAGGGCAAUAGAUUGGCACCAGGGCAAAUUCUCUAGGCUUACCUGGCCAAUACGAAUAGUUGGGUCUAAGAGGGCAAUAGAUUGGCACCAGGACAAAUUCUCUUGACUUACCUGGCCAAUACGAAUAGUUGGGUCUAAGAGGGCAAUAGAUUGGCACCAGGGCCAGCAAAAAAACCCGAUAGCUAAAUGGUGCAGGGCACCUGAGGAAUCAUACAAACCAAGUUUGUGUGUGUGGUUGGGGAAAGGGUGGUUGCCAUUGAGGUACUAUAUCAUUAAGAAUCUUGGUGUUGGGUGUAAAGGGAGCCAGUAGUCUUUUUUGUUGUUGUUGUAGGCAAGUGGUAAAUCGAUGUGUCAAAUAUAAGAUAGAAAUAUACUGGAAAUGUGUAUAACAUUUUGAAUCUGUUUUAGAACACAAUAAACACAUGUCAACGCUUGAUAAAUAGUGACAAUAGCCCCUCCCCUUCUUAAAGCUAAAUGUUCCUCAUUUUACUACUGUAGCCAUACAUAGAGUCUAGUUGCUACUUUACCAAGAGUCUAGUUGCUACUAUACAUAGAGGCUAGUUGCUACUUUACAAAGAGGCUAGUUGCUAAUUUAAAGCUCCUGGAUUAUCAGGAACAAUGAACACUUUUCUUGACAAGGUUGAACACUGUAAUUGCUUCACACAAGUAAAGUGACAAAAUAUUCGAGAGGUUAGAGAGCCUUUUGACAUGUACCAGACUUAACUAAAAUGUACUUAUAUAGUGUUUAUUUAUAUUUAUAUAUAUAUAUAAGAUAUAUAUAUAUAUAUAUAUAGAUAUAUAAGAUAUAUAUAGAUAUAUAUAGAUGUAUAUAGAUAGAUAUUAUAUAUAAUUAUUUAUUUUGUUUUCUGUAAAAGUUUUUAAAAGUUAUUUUCACAGGUUUUAACAAUUUGACAGUGUAUGUUAUAUAUUGUUUUUGUUUCUAUCAAUGCAAGUUGCCAAACAUCUAAAUAUAAAGAUGAUCUAAAAUAUAAAUAUGAGUUAAAUAUAAAGAUAAUCUAAAUUAAAAGAUAAUCUAACUAUAAAGAUGUUCCCUUGCUGAGGUUAAAUUUUGUUGUUUUUUCCCCCAAUUUGUUCAGGUCCUAGUUGAAACACUUGCUGCUCUAGGGGCUUCCAUCAGAUGGUCUGCAUGCAACAUUUACUCUACUCAGGUAUGGUCUGAUGAACAUUGAGGUCACAAUGAACAUUGAGGUCACAAUGAACAUUGAGGUCACAAUGAACAUUGAGGUCACAAUGAACAUUGAGGUCACAAUGAACAUUGAGGUCACUAUGAACAUUGAGGUCACAAUUUGUGUGUCUUCCUUUGUUUUUUUUAAUCUUGUUAAAAAAAAAUUUUUUUUUUUUUUUUUUUUUUUUUUUUUUUAAUCUUAAAUUGUUGGUUAUGACCAGAGUCAGUUAUGAGUGAAACAUGAUUGUGUGAAAGAGAUGAAGCUUUGUACAAUGAUAGCAUUUAGCAACCAUACAUGUUUACUCUAUCUUAUCAUGUACUGAUAAUGGUCAAGUUCACACCUCCCCCCUCCACACACACAAAUACACACACACAAACACACAAUUUUUUUUUACAAAAUCAGUAUAAAGAAAAAAAAGGGGAGAUGGGGUGGGGUCGAUAUUCAGUGUAUACAGGGGAGAUCUACAGGUGACAAUAUUGUGUUGUUUUGAUUGUUGUCAAUGUCCCAAUGUGCUCUUGAGGGGAGAUCAACAGGUGACAAUAUUCUGUUGUUUUGAUUGUUGUCAAUGUCCCAAUGUGCUCUUGAGGGGAGAUCAACAGGUGACAAUAUUCUGUUGUUUUGAUUGUUGUCAAUGUCCCAAUGUGCUCUUGAGGGGAGAUCUACAGAUGACAAUAUUCUGUUGUUUUGAUUGUUGUCAAUGUCCCAAUGUGCUCUUGAGGGGAGAUCAACAGGUGACAAUAUUCUGUUGUUUUGAUUGUUGUCAAUGUCCCAAUGUGCUCUUGAGGGGAGAUCAACAGGUGACAAUAUUCUGUUGUUUUGAUUGUUGUCAAUGUCCCAAUGUGCUCUUGAGGGGAGAUCAACAGAUGACAAUAUUCUGUUGUUUUGAUUGUUGUAAAUGUCCCAAUGUGCUCUUUACCUACUCUAGUUACUAUCUACUGUUUGGACUUUUCCUAAACCUAACUUUGAAUAUAAAUUCAAUCUAAAGAUGAUAGACAGGCAAAGUCAAUUUUUAGUUUGUGACUCCAUCACUUGUGAGUCUUCUGUUAUCAGAUGUGGUAAGACAAUGUCUGAGGGUGACAACAAUGUACUAUCUGUUGUGGUAAGACAAUGUCUGAGCGAGACAACAAUGUACAAGAGGUGUAUAUGACGAGAAUAGGGGACUCUAUGAGAAAGUAACGGUGGGGGGGGGUCCUCAUCUCCUAUGACAUUCGCCUUAUUGAACCUUGUGGGCGCCCUGUCUGAAGAGUUCAUAGCCUGAGGCAAAGUCUUUUCACGAAAGGACCUUUAUGCAAGUUCAUUAACUUUCUGUUUGGGGAGGCGAGCUGGUCUGAUGGCCUUGGGUCAACUCGGCAAUUUCUACAUUCUGAAAAGUCGCCCAACAUUCUGAACAGUUACCGGCUGGCUGCCAGGUUUAGAAACCCUGCUUACCACAGCUUUGGGCUCUUUCGUAGGAGUGGAAUUCACUAAAUGUACCAUGCCACACACUCAUAGGUGAUGCAUCGCACAUACACCUUAGUUGUGUAAUCAACAUACACAUGGGUGUGCAUUCCACAUACACAUUUGUGGUGUAUUCAAGAUACACAUGGGUGGUGUAUUCAACAUACACAUUUGUGGUGUAUUCAACAUACACAUGGGUGGUGUAUUCAACAUACACAUGGGUGGUGUAUUCAACAUACACAUGGGUGUGCAUUCCACAUACACAUGGGUGGUGUAUUCAACAUACACAUGGGUGGUGUAUUCAACAUACACAUGGGUGGUGUAUUCAACAUACACAUGGGUGUGCAUUCCACAUACACAUGGGUGGUGUAUUCAACAUACACAUGGGUGUGCAUUCCACAUACACAUGGGUGUGCAUUCCACAUACACAUGGGUGUGCAUUCCACAUACAACUUGUUGGUGUAUUCCACAUACACAUUGAUGGUGUAUUCAACAUACACAUGGGUGGUGUAUUCAACAUACACAUGGGUGUGCAUUCCACAUACACAUGGGUGUGCAUUCCACAUACACAUGGGUGGUGUAUUCAACAUACACAUGGGUGUGCAUUCCACAUACACAUGGGUGUGCAUUCCACAUACACAUGGGUGGUGUAUUCCGCAUACACAUUGAUGGUGUAUUCAACAUACACAUGGGGGUGUAUUCCAAAAGUACAUAGGUUGUGUAUGUCAGUGGUGGUAUAAAAGAAAAAUGUUCUGGGUAACACACCAAACUGAUUGAAACUGUUUGACUCAGACCUGCCCAUCUGACCCAGUUAACACAUGCAAUCAAUACAUGGUGUCAUCCACACCAGCCCUGCUCCUUCUCAUUCAUGGAGUGGGAUAUUUUGUUAUGCUAACUGGUACACAGAAUGUAACCAGCGAAAUCAAUUCAUUUAUAUGUAAUAGAUUACAAAGUCAAAAUAAGGAAUUCUAAGCAUGGUUGUAUGACAAUAUUCAACUGGUUCAGCCCAGCCUUCAAAGAGUUUGUGAACCCUUGAUUGAAUUGGUUCAGCCUUCAAAGAGUUUGUGAACCCUUGAUUGAACUGGUUCAGCCUUCAAAGAGUUUGUGAACCCUUGAUUGAACUGGUUCAGCCUUCAAAGAGUUUGUGAACCCUUGAUUGAACUAGUUCAGCCUUCAAAGAGUUUGAGGGAAACACAUAUCCCCCCCCCCCCAAACCAUAGCCACCAAGUAGAACAGCAACAGCAACAUGUGUAAAAUCAACUAGAUCUUCAUGUCUCCAAUUCCACAACUAUUAAAAUGUUGAUUUUCACUCCUUAAUUACACACACAGUAAUUGGUAAUCAAUGUGAUCGGACCAGGGUUCAAGACCUGCUCUUCAAAGAGUUUGUGAACCCUUGAUUGAACUAGUUCAGCCUUCAAAGAGUUUGAGGGAAACACAUAACCCCCCCCCCCCAAACCAUAGCCACCAAGUAGAACAGCAACAGCAACAUGUGUAAAAUCAACUAGAUCUUCAUGUCUCCAAUUCCACAACUAUUAAAAUGUUGGUUUUCACUCCUUAAUUACACACACAGUGAUUGGUAAUCAAUGUGAUAGGACCAGGGUUCAAGUCCUGCAGGAAUGGAUGGGAACAGGGUUCCUGUUCUUUUUGCGGGGAGGGGAGAAAUCUGGGGUGAGUUCCCACCCUUUUUUCCCAUGACUUGACCCCUGUUUUUGACACCCUGUUUACUCUGAAUGGAUGUUUUCCAGAAUAGCAUCAUGUAAUAGUAUAGCACUAUGGGAUCGUUUAGCAUCAUAUAGUAUAGCACCAUGUGAUUCUAUAGCACCCUGUGAUAGCAUAGCAUCAUAUCAUAGCAUAGCACCCUGUGAUUGUUUAGCACCCUGUGAUUGUUUAGCACCCUGUGAUUGUAUAGCACCUUGAUAUUCUUAUGUUAUUGUCAUCCACAGAAUGAAGUGGCUGCUGCCCUGGCCGAGUCUGGCUACCCAAUCUAUGCCUGGAAGGGGGAGACAGAGGAGGACUUCUGGUGGUGUAUAGACAAAUGUAUCAAUGCAGAGGGCUGGCAGCCAAAUAUGGUGAGUGAGUGACAGCAAAAUAUGGUAAGUGAGUGACAGCUAAAUAUGGUGAGUGAGUGACAGCUAAAUAUGGUGAGUGAGUGACAGCAAAAUAUGGUAAGUGAGUGACAGCAAAAUAUGGUAAGUGAGUGACAGCAAAAUAUGGUGAGUGAGUGACAGCUAAAUAUGGUGAGUGACAGCUAAAUAUGGUGAGUGAGUGACAGCAAAAUAUGGUGAGUGAGUGACAGCUAAAUAUGGUAAGUGAGUGACAGCUAAAUAUGGUGAGUGAGUGACAGCAAAAUAUGGUGAGUGAGUGACAGCAAAAUAUGGUGAGUGAGUGACAGCUAAAUAUGGUGAGUGAGUGACAUUUAGGGUAAGUGACAGCCAGUUAUGGCCAGUAGCAACCAUAUUUGGUCAGUAGAUGCCAUUCAUAAAAAGUUGUUGUCUCAGAUUUUUGGGGUUCAAUUUAGCAAUUUUAUUACAUGAUUAUAUAAGAAGAACUGGCAAGCUGUAGAUGUAAUGGAUAAGUGAGAAUUAGGAGAUACUGGUAGUGGGUCAGUGUAGAAGAAUGACAUAGAGCAAGUUAUUCAUCCAUCAAGUGGUCUGUAAUUGUGUCAUCUCUUAUUGACAUAGUUACGGCAAGAGUCCCCGACUCUCAAUGGAUCAGAUCCCCCUUAUCUGGCUAUCCGUGACAGGCAAACAAAGAUAGACAUCUGCCAGACAUCUGGUGCCAUCCUGGACAAUAAAAAGUCUUGUGUCACACACUGUGGGUCAAUAGAGUUAUCUGCUUGGUAACCACAUGUUCCUGAGUUCUAUGUCUCAAACAAGUUGAAUCUUUGUGCUUUAUAGUCUCACAUUUGUCUCACAGAUAUUAGACGAUGGAGGGGAUGCCACUCACUGGCUACUUAAGAAGUACCCGGCUAUGUUUAAUAUGGUCAAGGGCAUCGUUGAGGAAAGUGUGACCGGUGUCCACCGUCUGUAUCAGCUGUCAAAGUCAGGGAAACUCACUGUGCCUGCAAUGAAUGUCAAUGACUCCGUAACCAAGGUAAAUGUCUUUUACCCUCCCACCAAUGUCUUGUACCCUCCCACAAUGUCUUGUAACCUCCCACCAAUGUCUUGGUCCCUCCCACCAAUGUCUUUUACCCUCCCACCAAUGUCUUGUACCCUCCCACCAAUAUCUUGGACACUCCUACCAAUGUCUUGGUCCCUCCCACCAAUGUCUUGUACCCUCCCACGAAUGUCUUGAUCCCUCCCACCAAUGUCUUGCACCCUCCCACCAAUGUCUUGGUCCCUCCCACCAAUGUCUUGGUCCCUCCCACCAAUGUCUUGCACCCUCCACCAAUUUCUUGUACCCUCCCAUCUAAGUCUUGUACCCUCCCACCAAUGUCUUGUAUCCUCCCACCAAACUAAAUUUAUAAUUUUUAUUAUAAAUUUUCAUUGAAGAAGAAACAUUUGUUUAUAAUGCUAUCAAUAGCAUACUGUGAGAUGUGGCCCUGUCAUGGCAGGAGUAGUUACAUAAUAUAUUGUACCAUGCCUUUUUUAGAUCCUAAAUUUACUUUAAAACUGUUUGUUUCAGACCAAGUUUGAUAACCUGUACAGCUGUAGAGAAUCUAUUCUGGAUGCGUGAGUGUUUUUUUUUUCUUAAAAAUGUAUUGUUUUCAAAUGUUAUUUUCUUAUAUGUGGCCUUUACAGAUUUCGGUUGUUUUUUACUUUUAAAAGUUUUAGAUUUUCCAUUUUCCAAAUCAAAAGAAUAAAAAUUGAUCUAAUUGGGAGCCAAAUAAUGUUAAAAUGAGGUUACUUAAAUAUUUAUAAUAUUUACAUGAUUUAUUAAUAAUCAUAUAUAUUUUUAACUCAAUUCUAUCUAAAAAUGUCUUUUUUUUUUUUUUUUUUUUUUUUUUUUUUUUUUUUUUUUUUUUUUUUUUUUUUUUUUUUUUUUUUUUUAAAAAAUUUUUUUUUUUUUUUUUUUUUUUUUUUUUUUUUUUAUAUAAAAAAGAUUGAAGAGAACAACUGAUGUGAUGUUUGGUGGGAAACAGGUUCUCAUUUGUGGUUUUGGAGAGGUGAGACAUAAAUAGUUGGCUUCUACUGCAAUGUAGUAGUCUUAAUGUGAAACCAAUCUACCACCAUUUUUUGGUUCUACUGCAAUGUAGUAGUCUUAAUGUGAAACCAAUCUACCACCAUUUGUUGGUUUCUACUGCAAUGUAGUAGUCUUAAUGUGAAACCAAUCUACCACCAUUUGUUGGUUUCUACUGCAAUGUAGUAGUCUUAAUGUGAAACCAAUCUAACACCAUUUUUUGGCUUCUGCUGCAAUAUAGUAGUCUUAAUAUGAAACCAAUCUACCACCAUUUGUUGGUUUCUACUGCAAUAUAGUAGUCUUAGUGUGAAACCAAUCUACCACCAUUUGUUGGUUUCUACUGCAAUGUAGUAGUCUUAAUGUUAAACCAAUCUACCACCAUUUGUUGGUUUCUACUGCAAUGUAGUAGUCUUAAUGUUAAACCAAUCUACCACCAUUUGUUGGUUUCUACUGCAAUAUAGUAGUCUUAAUGUGAAAACAAUCUACCACCAUUUGUUGGUUUCUGUUGCAAUGUAGCAGUCUUAAUGUGAAACGAAUCUACCACCAUUUGUUGGCUUCUGCUGCAAUGUAGCAGUCUUAAUGUGAAACCAAUCUACCACCAUUUGUUAGUUCACAUUUUGAAACUUCUUGGGUUUUUUUUAACAUCUUGCUUGAAAUAAAAAAUAUUUUGAAACAACAGUUAUUUAAACCAAAUUUGCUAGUAGUUUCCUGUAGCCGUGUCUCUCCACCACAAUGACCAGCAUUUCUCUGAUCUCCAGGUUGGCAAAGGCUGCAGUCAGGCCCUCAAAGGUCUGGGUGCCAUCGUCAGUGUGACUGAGAUUGAUCCCAUUUGUGCCCUCCAAGCCUGGUGAGUUUACUGAUACUGUUGUUACAACUGUGUCUAAAUCCAGUCUAUUGUAAGCUUUGUCGCCACCUUUUUUCUAUUGGUAUGUAAAACUAAUCAUGUCAAGUAAACUGAUAGUUAAAUUAACAUUUUAUUAUUGAAUAUAAAAGAAAUUAUUAUAUACUUGAAUAAUUUUUUUUUUGUUGUAAGUUAUUAUAAUUAUAUUUAAAAAAAACUCAACACACUUUGUUGUUAAGGAAAUUAAUAAUUGAAAAUGCAUGGAAUUAACAUUUCUUUAAAAUGUUUCAAAAUCAUAAUAGCAGGGCUUUACUUUUUUUACAUCCAUUUUUAUUUAUACUUAAUACAGAAUAGUAAGCUGGUUUUAAUUGAUAUUUAAAUAGUGUUAAGUUUGUCUAUUAUUCAAUAAGAGGUUAUGUUUUUCUCUUUCUUGCCAACAUAAUUUCAAUAAUUUAUAUAUUAGGCAUGGCCUUUUUUGUAAUAGAAUCUAAUAAAUGAUUAGAUGGGUAAGAUUCUUGUAAGCACCUAUAAAUGAUUAGAUGGGUAAGUUUCUUGUAAGCACCUAUAAAUGAUUAGAUGGGUAAGAUUCUUGUAAGCACCUAUUGACUGUUUGAGUUGACAAACUUCAUGCACCAUGUUGUCUUUGCUUAGCAUGGAUGGUUUCCGUGUGGUGAAGCUAGAUGAAGUAGUGCGAAACAUUGAUGUACUGAUCACCUGCACCGGGAACAAGAAUGUGGUGAUGAGAAGUCACCUGGACAGGUUGAAGAACGGAUGUAUCGUCUGCAACAUGGGACAUUCAAACACUGAGAUUGAUGUGGUAAGUAGACAGAGGCCGUUGUCGUGGAUGUAAGAAGGAUCGAGCAGUAGAGAUGGCUUCAUCACUGCCAAUCAGUUACUUGGAUAUAUUUAAAUAAACCAAAUAUUGCUUCAUUGAUCAGGUAUGCUCACCUGUUUAUCUCCAGGUUAGUGUCAGAGUAGUUUUCAGAUCUCAAGAGCAUAUUUUCAAGCUCCAAAGGUCAUUUGUUGUUCACAAUCACAAUACAAGUUGUGUCAGGAAAUCCACUCAAAUGCUUACAUUAGCUAACGCAAAGGAUAUGGUCCUCCGAUAUCUUUCCUAAGGAUGAGAAAAGGUCUUAGGCAAGGACAAAAGGCACUGACUGCACAGACUUGCUUGACUGAUAGCCAUGAGCUAAAAUUCAUGACUAUUGCCACACAAAACUUUGUUGGUUUUUUUGGUAGUAAGAAAAAAAUUAUGAAUUUGUAAAAUGAACAACAAAAUUGAAACACUAAACAUGGGAACAAAAUUAACCAAUAAAGGUGUAUACAAGUAAAUAUUUAGUAAGUUUCCUAUCAAUGGCGCACAUUUUUUUAUCAGUUUACUUAAAAAGAUUUUAUAAUUUUUUUGCCUUUAUUUUCAAAGUCCUAAAAAAGUUUGGCAAUGUAUCUUAUCUCUUUGUGGGAUUCUAGAACAUGGAUUCUACCACAAGUGGAAAAAAUCCGUUCACAUAUGAGUUCAUGUGUUUUCCUAGCAAGGAAAAGUAGUUGUUAGUGUAAACCCACUUUAGUGUCUAUAAAAUCUCUGUCAUCAGGGUUUCACACUUGGAUACAUAUUUUGAGAUCUUCACUGAGUCUGAGAAGUUCCAGAAUUGGGCACCUGAUGUACAUCAAUUAAACGUAUAUCAAUAAAUCUUGAAGAGUGUAUCAGUGAUGACUUGGUUGCUCUCUUAACCAUCAUCAGUAUUUCAAGAUGCGUGUAGUUGGGCAUUAUUUUAUUAACCUUAGACCCUGAAUAUAAAAACAAAAAAAAGAAUUAAUAUAUUAUCAUACUAGGCUCAUGGAGGGUCAUAUAUCAUAUAGUACAGUCUAUUAUACUAUUUACACCAGUAUUAAUAUGUUAGAGAUAAUAAAACAUGUCGAUGCAUGUUUGAGCCAAUGAAGUGCAGAAGAAGGGGUAUCGAGAACAUUUUGAAAAAUGAAAAUUGCAAAUGGGGCAUUUAGAAUUUAGUUUUCAUUCUUCACUAUUAAGCCUAUUAUUAGUGAACUAUGAAAAAAAGAACUUUAUAAAAUAACUGAGGCUUUUAAUUUAUUAAAGGCUAGAUGUUAGCUUUUUUUUUUAAAAAAAGGUCUAUUAUAUUACUAUGUUAAAGUACACUGGACGCAUAUCCUAUGUUAAAUUUAAAAAUCAAAUUCCUUAACUUUGAUCAUAGCAUAGAACUACGACUCAUACCGUAAACUUCUAUUAUUACUAUUAUUCGGAUUAGUAUUUUUAUUAUCAUUAGGCUUAUUGUAAAAUUGAAAAAAAAGUAGACUAAGCCUAGUGAAAAGUUAGUAAGAGACAAUGACAUAAGUAAAAUUUUAUUUUUAGUCAUGGGCAUGGGUUACACAGCUAAUAAACGAUGAUUGACAUAGAUAUAGUUUUAAUCUAUUUAAAAUGCCUAUCAAGCAGUUAAAAGUAAAAGCUAGAAAAACUACAUUAAAAUAAUUAUUGACUUAAAUAAACAAUAAUUGUACUCUUUACUUGCCCCUAAAUAUGUUGAUAAGUGAACUUUACAGAAUAAACUUCCAAGGCAUUACAGUAUUACUAUUUAUUACGAUACGAAAUUUAAUUUGUUUAAAAGUACAAAAACAUCAGAAACUUGGAAAGAGCAUGCGCAAUCAAGGGAAACCGACUAGCAUUGCAGGAUUGAGGCUAAAGCCAAUCUAUAAAUAACAGAAGGGCUAAAAAUAGGCGAUACAUUGGCAGUUCAGUAUUAACAAUUAAAAGAAAAAUAUCCUUGUUGGCUCAACGGAGAUACAGACCAAAAAGGCAGAUCACUGUCCUUCUUAUUUUAUGGCACACUGUGUUAAAACAAAAAAUACAGUAAAUUUUUACUGAAAACACCCCAAUUAUUUAUUUUUUAAAUUAAAAAUCAAACAAACAAAAUGCCAGAAACCAUAGUUACUCUAGGCUCGUCGUUAGUGCCAUAGUCUUAGGCUUAAUAACAUAGUGACUAUGAUGAAAGCGUAAGGGUAAACAGGUCUGGGAGUGGUGGAAGGAUUUUUUAUUUUUAUUGCUUUUGAAAAUACAUGCAAAUCCAAUCAAUGUCUUUUUAUAUAUUAUAUAUAUAUAUAUACAUAUAUAUCAAUAAAUAAAUAUUGACAUUCAUCAAAUAAAUAAAUCAGUGGUGAUUGUGAAAGUUGGAGGGGGGGGGGGGGUUUUAAAUGAAAAAAUCCCCCCCCCGGGGUUUUUGGGAUUUUUUUUUUUUUUUUAAAAAAAAAAAUUGAAAUAAAAAAAAAAAAAAAAAAUGGGGGGGGUGGAAAAGGGGGGGGGGGGGGGGGGGAUUUAAAUGCAAAAAUCCCACCCCCUGAGUUAUUUGGAAUUUUUAUUUAUUUUGAUAUAAGUACUUAACAUAUAUAUUAAUACAACUAACUUUGUGCCUUAAUACUUUGUUCACUGUAUAUCAUCAAUCUAUCAUUUGUCUGUGUGCCAUAGGCAAGUCUGAGGACUCCUGAGUUGACUUGGGAGAAGGUGAGAUCGCAGGUUGACCACAUAAUCUGGCCAGAUGGCAAAAGGAUCAUCCUAUUGGCUGAGGUCGGUAGUCCUGUAAUUAUAUUGGCCAUGUUCUUGUUUCGUUUCGUUUUUUGUUGUUUUUUUUGUCAGUACACUUCUUGUUGUGAUGUACAUGAUCAUAUUCUUUGAUGGGUGAGCAUGUCAGUCUUUCUUGCCCUAGUUAGUAAGUUAGCUUGAACAGUGGCAUCAAUCAUUUCAUAAGGUGGGUCACGCCCCCUCUCUACCCUGUUACCUUCUCUCUCUCUUCCCCCCCCCCCCCACUCCUCUCAGCUCUAGCCCAGGACAUUCUGUCCACAACUUGUCUACAUAUAAAGUGGCACUAGUAAUAAUUCUUGGUUGUUUCUUUUGAUAUUAUAUAAUUACUGCCUUUUGUUUAUAAGCCUGGCCUUACAAUUGAGAUAGCUAAACUUCAAUGAAUGUUAGUCUACUGACCAUUCUUUGCACUGAAAUAUUAGAUAUGGGCAAGAAAAAUUUUUAAAAAAAAUAUAAAAAAAUUUUUUUAAAGAAAUUUGGAUUGAGUAGUUCUGGUAUCUUUAAUCAAUUGAUAAUAGAUAUAACUGUUUUCGCACUUCUUUCCUCCAUUUUCCUUUUUUGAAAAUGACUUAAAAUUUUCAACUGAAAUAUACAUUUUAACAUAUCUUUAGUUACAAAACAGUUUCAGAAAUCAGGAGAAAAAAAAUAAGAAUAAUUAUUAACAUUUAAAAUAGGUCCACUUUACACUUCAACAUUGACUAAAUUUUCUAGACAAAUUGUUAAGGACUAUUGCUUUGUACCUGUCCCCAGGGACGUCUUGUCAACCUAAGCUGCUCAUCUGUACCGUCAUUUGUGGUCUCCAUCACUGCUACUACACAGGUAAAGAAUGGUACUUAUAAAAAAAUUAAUUUAGAACUUAAAAGCUAUAUACUAUAAAUUAAAGAUUAUUCACAAAAUCAACAUGUGUCUUUCAAAGCAUUUGGUAAAGAUUUCACUCCAUGUUUUCAAAUGUCAUCCUCUUUGUUAUUAUGAAAAUAUAAUCUCAAAUAUUUCACUCUACACCAGCUGUUUUCAAACUUUUUAGAUCUUUUACACAAUAGAAUUAACAUAAAAGUUUCAAACAAUUCAAUUAUUUUUAUAUGUUUCAGUGUAUAGCAUCACAGAAAAGAAAAUUAUUGUUAUAUUAGAUUUUAUCAAUUAAAAUAAUAUUCUUCUAACUUUAAGGUAUUUUUUAUUUAUUUCAAUCAAAAUCUUCCAACACACUUGUGACUUUGGUGCCAAAAUGUGUGUUGUGACCACUGCUCUGAACUAUCAAACACUUUAAAAACAAUUAUUUUCACACAUUUUUUUUUUUUUUCCCUAUUCCAGGCCCUGGCUCUCAUAGAGCUCUUCAAUGCUCCUGGUGGCCGAUACAAACAAGAUGUUUAUUUACUGCCAAAGAAAAUGGGUAGGUGCAUAGAAUAAUGUGUAGAUUCAUAGAAUCAUGGGUAGGUUCAUAGAAUCAUGGGUAGGUGCAUAGAAUCAUGGGUAGAUUCAUAGAAUCAUGGGUAGGUUCAUAGAAUCUUGGUUGGAUGCAUAGAAUCAUGAGUAGAUGCAUAGAAUCAUGAGUAGAUGCAUAGAAUCAUAGAUUGGUGCAUAGAAUCAUGGAUAGGUGCAUAGAAUCAUGGGUAGGUGCAUAUAAUUAUGGGUAGGUUCAUAGAAUCAUGGUUAGGUGGAUAGAAUUAUGGGUAGAUUCAUAGAAUUAAUAAAUAUGUUGCUAGGAUGUUCCAGCAAUAGUUCAUUGGAAAUAAUUGAACAGAUAAAUAACUUUUUAUUGUACUUGUAUCAAACUUGUGUCAAACUAAGUGUCAAACUUAAUGUUAAACUUAAUGUCAAACUUAGUGUCAAACUUAGUGUCAAACUUACAUUAUUUUUAUAUAAAUAAUAAACUUGUCUGUUUUGUUGUAGCAGUUAUAGUUUCAUUAUCACGACUAUUGUUGGGUUGUUAAAACUACUAUAAAAAUCUUUCAUUGAAGAUUCAGGUAAUAUUAGUGGAUAUUUGGAUUGUGCAAGUAGAGAUUCAGGAUUUAUCAGUGUAGAUUCAGUUAAUAUCCAAAGAGCGGUUUCAAUGAUAAAGUGCAUGAUUAAUGUAUUUUAUUUGAUGCCUCAGAUGAGUACGUAGCAAGCCUUCAUCUCCCCACGUUUGAUGCCCAUUUGACAGAACUGACUGAUGACCAGGCCAAAUAUUUAGGACUUAACAAGGCUGGUCCAUUCAAACCAAACUAUUACAGGUGAAUAGUUAAAGGGAAUAUCAAGGACUAUUGAAAUUGAAUUAUUUCCUUUGUGGUAUCCUGUUUAUUUGAUAGGGUACACAAUGUCUUACAGACUCAACAAUGCAAAGCUAGAUCAUUUGGACAAAUGGUUUUAAAAGCAUAUUUUAAGGAAUUAUGCAUUAUUAAUCUUUAUGGGUAAAAAAUUAGGGGAGGUGAUAUCUUUCAAAUGAUAUAAAUGCUUUUAAAAAUUAGAUGAAUACGUCUAAAAUUGUUUAAGCAAGUGCUGUAAUUUCAUUGGCCCAAACCAGUGGACUUACUUUUUUAAACAUUUUAAAAGUUUUGUUUCCUCUUUGGGUUAUAGAAUUGUUGUAUGUUUAAGUUACCUACCACCAGUGGCGUAGCUUUAUUGGGUGCGAGGGAUGCGGACCGCACAGGGGGGACAUCAAAUUUUUUAAUUGAACACAGCUGAAUGUCAGUGAAAAGACUCAGCACGUUGGAGUGCUCAUCAUGCUGCUGUUAAAACAUGGAAAGAUAAGUUUGCUGAAAGUGUGGCGGCGAUUGAAGCUCUAUGUGAUACUCUUGAAAAUUUGGAUACAAGAGAUACAACACAAGGUCUUUAAGUGAUUUCACUGCUACCUUUACCUUUGGGAUGAUCUACUUGAGGAAUUUAAUCUUACACAGCAGUAUCUGCAGACUAAAGGCUUUACUCUUAACAAAGAGGUGACCAACCUAGAGGCUUUAAGAUUGUUUCUGCAUGAGAACCGCUGUCACUUGGUGGAACAUGCUAUUGAAAAGGCACUUUAAAAAUAAUACCAAUAUGGAAUUUCGGUAGAGAGAAGAUUAAUGUUUAAAAACAGAAUGGCAGGAGAAUAAUUAAUAGAUGCAGGACUCUCUCUCUCUGUGAGAAGAAAACAGUAGGGAGACGCUGGAGUGUAUUGAUCGCUUUCAUUCUGAACUCCAGAUCAGAUCAUCAGCGAUCCAGGAAGUUUGGGCCGUUCAACCCAAGAGUCUACUGUCAGCAAGUGAAGAAGAGUUAUAGUUGCCCGUUCCAAAAUUAAACUCUUUUGAUGAUGAGUUAUCACAAGAUGAACUUUUAAAGGAAAUACCAAGGUUUACAAGACACAUAAAUUGAAUAUUGAAUUUCACAAAGUCAUGGACUGGUCAGUAUUUGAAGUUUUGAAAUUCAUAGCUGAAUAGGACUUCCUAGAAUCUCUUCCGAAAUUCUUGCUAAGCCUUCAAUUGUUUUUUACAAUCUGUGUGUCUGUGGCGUCAUGUGAAUGGAGCUUUUCAAAACUAAGACUUAUCAAUAACUAUUUUUGAUCCACCUUGGGACAAUCAAGGCUUUCUGACCUAGCUCUACUAUCAUUUGAAAGCGAUACGGUGAAGGAAAUUGACUUUGAUCAAGUGAUUGACAGGUUUGCAGAUUUGAAAACCAGGAAAGGACAAUUUUAUAUAAAUAAAAUUUAAUGUAAAAAUAACUAUAACUUAACUGGAAAUGCAAUAUUUGAUUUUGAUUAUUAGCCUUUAAAGAAGUUAUUUCUUUAAAAAAUAUUGAUUUAUCCAUUUAGGAAAUUAGUAAACAUUUUAGAAUGUGUUAGCAACAAAGGGGAGAACAUUCAUAAUAUUUUCUAGUUGCUAUUUCUAAAUAUAAAGUGUUGUAGAGGAUUGAAAAAAAUUGCUUAUGCACGUAUAAUGAAAUCCCUAAUUUUAACUAGAAUUUAUUGCCCUACAUUUCCUGCACCUUAUGCUGUGAAAGUGGGUAAUAAUCUUUUUUAUGAAUUUCAUACAUUUUUAUUAAAUUCUCUAUGAAGAAAAAAAUGGAAUCAAUUUUACAGUUUAACAAAAUUCAAAUGUCCUAACUACAUCAUAUUGGAGCAUUCUGAAAUGAUGCUGUAAUAUAAUGUGAAAUAAGAUUUCUGUAGUUCAGUCUCUAUCUGUGUGGGUUUUUUUUAUGCAAAUUUUGUUUAAAACCCACGCAAAUCAAGAGAACACUGUUCAUUCAAUAUAACUUCGAAGAGAUUUGGAAUGCAUGGGUAUCAUAGACAAUAUUUCUUGAGGAGGCACCAUUAUAUCAGGCUGCAAAUGUGAAAAAGCACACCAGUAAUCCCCAAUAAAUAGUUGAAAACACUGAUCUAGACUAGGGCUGCCCAGAAUUGGAUGAAAACAAUGUUCUAGAAUAGGGCUGCCCAGAAAUAGAUGAAAACAAUGGUCUAUACUAGGGCUGCCCUGAAAUAAAUGAGCCUAAACUAUUUACUGUUAACUUUUUUUUUUUUUCCUGUUUGACAGAUUGAUGGGCAUUGAUUUUAUGAAAUGUAAAUUUUGCUUAAAAUAUCCAUAAAACAUAAGGCUAAAAAUAAUAAAAAUAUCUCUUUGAAAGUACUUUAAUACUUGCUUUUUGGAAAUAAACAUCAAAGGGGCCAUUAUACAUCCUCGUAAUACCAGUCUCCAUUCACUGUCAGGGGGCCCUAGAAUAGACCACCUUAACCAUCCCCCCCUUCCAUGACUUACACCCCAUGUACUUGAAAGUUCAUCAAGGCUUUACCAACACUCGUUGCUCCACAGGUACUGAUGCAGGCCAACCAUUAGAGCUGUCAUGCCUGUUACCAUUCCAUCGACUGCUCCACCUUCAUAUCCUGUGUGCAACAACUUAACAACAGAAUUCGCAUUGAGCAUCCAUCUUGAACAUCAUUUCACUGUAAUGACUGUAGACUUUUUGUUUCACACCUUUAAACUGUAGAAUUAGAAUGAUAGACUUCACUUGUGAGAUGAGCUCAAGUCCAUGGAUUUGUAUUUGGGUCCUUCCAUAUUUAUACCAUUUAAAAAUAUUAAUGCCAAAUGAAUGAGAACAUGGUCAUAAACAAACUACUGCUAGACUUUUUUUUGUGUGUCCAUAGGAUGUGAGUGUGGUUUGUUAAUCUACUUAAAACUACUGUGAAUGCUAGGUUUUAUUUUAAGUAUUGUUAAAACAAAAAACUGGUGACCAUUUUUUAUAACUAGCAGCUAACAAAAACUUUGUAUAUCUUUUAUUUCCAUAGAAUAUUGUUUAAUAACAUGCUCUGGUUGUGGUGAAAUUGUUCUUUAAAUGCACAUACAGUCAGCUUUACAAACACUUCUGUAAAAAAAAAAAAUUAAAUCAGCAGUUACCUGCCUAUUAUUUUGAAAAGGGACACCAUUGCAUGAUCAUUUAUCUGAUUCCAACAUUUCUGAAUGUCCAUUUCUAAUUUCGGCCUAGAGUUGACUGUAUGUGGUUAUGACCAUUUGAUGAACUGAACAUGUCAUUAAUCUUAUAUAUAUAUAUUUUUUUUUAAACAUUUGUUCAAAUGCUGGUGAUUGUGUUGUUACACAUUUAUUGAACAUGCCAGAGAGUGUGUUAGUGCUGCCCCAUUACACAUUAAAAUGUGUGUCAACAACUGGUCCAAGUUUGUGUGAUUGCUUUGUUGAGCUUGAGUGAUUCACAACAUGGUCUUAGUGAAGACAUGUGCCUAAUUCCGAGACCCAUGGCUUGUGUAAAUCAGUGUGAUUUCCUUUUUGGCCAAGAGCAUAACUUUUGAAAAUGAGCCAGAGAUGUGCAAGGUGAUGACAAUGCAUAUUCAAGAUCAAUCUAAUUCUGUUCUGGUCAUACAAAUCACUGAUACUAAAAUUAUUUUACUCCAGAAGAUGCUAAUGUUUGAGGAUGUAAAUUUAUCAUAACUUUUUUUUCUAAUGUAUGUGGAUGUAUAUUAUUAUAUUUUGAAUGAAAGGACAUUGGGAGAGGAGAACUUUCAGAUUCAGCAGAAUGCAAAAUUUCCAAGUGUUUCCAUCUCAAUAUUGCUAUGUAAACAGUACAGUUUCCAUUACUUUCUUUGUAACCUUUGAUGCUAAAUGUUUAUUUUAAAUAACAUGAAUGUAUGUCGCAUUUAUUGCUAAAUAUUAUUAGGAAAUUAGUGCUAUCUGGCAGGUGGUCAGGGGUUUGCAUGACAUUGCUAAAAAAUUAAGGCUUAACAAUUUCCAUCACAUUAGAAGUAAGGUGGCCUCAUGACUCAUUCAUUAUGUCAUGUUUUUUCAAUCGUUCUUGUAAAUAUUUGAUUCAAUAAUGUGCAUUUAAUAUCUUGACAUUCUUUUUUUAAAGUUCAGAUAAUUCAGGUACACUAUUUCUUUUUCUCAAAAUAAUAGUUUAGUUUUAAAAAAUAGUGCAAGUUUCUUUUUCAGAUAUUUUUUUUUAAAUCUUGUACCCGUAUGUUACAAAAUUCCCUGGAAGCAUUGCACACUAAUAGACCAAAUGUUAUUUUCCCAAGCACCAGUAUUAGUAAUAUGAAGGCUGCUAAAACAUGUUUAUCAUUCUUUUAUCUUCCUUGGCAACCAUCGAGCCUAUCAUGCCUAGAACAAACAAAAAACUCCUGGCUGGUGGAGCAAUUGGCCUUAGCUGUUGUAUAUGAUGAAGGGUUUUAAAUGUCUGCUGGCUUUUUGUGUGUAAAGGGCGUACAUCUUGAAAAUCAGGACUCUUUUUAUCAUGUACCAUACUGAUUCAAGUUUAUUAGUUAUUUUCAUCUGGUCUGUUGCACAAAGAUUUUUUCCUUAUGACAAUCAUGUCUUUAUCUGUCAUUUCAAAAUACUAGUUUAGUGAAGGAUGGGGGCGGUUUCAAUGUACAAUCAGUUUUCUAGUUUUAGCUCUCCAAAAGAAUGCAGUACAUGUUACUUUAUGGCAGGUGUUAUGUCCACUAAUUUCCCCUUCCCCAAAUUUGGAAGUACCGGGUAUAUGAAUUUAACUUACUGCCCAACCUCAGGUAUUAAUUUUCUUUAGCUAGUAGAUAGUUCGUUCAUUUUAUUUUUAACACCUAAAAGUAAAAGCUUUACUUAAAAUUAAACUAACUUCUCAUGUACACACGAUCUACCCCGUUUCUUUUUAUUUCCUAACAGAAAAUGCAUUUAACUAUUGUAUAACAUUAAGCUAUGACAAAGCUAAUAUUAAUAUAGAUGCCACAUUGGGUGCCUAAAUAAAAGGAUGAUUUCCCAGCAAUAUUUGAAUGUGUCAAGCAUAGACUGGUGGCACUAAAAGUUCAUAGGAAAAAAAGUUUAAUCCUGUUGAUGCUAAGUAUCAUCAUUUUUAUAUUGCAAAUUCAGAAAAAUAUAUAGAGUAGAAUUGCACCCCAUGUCACGUAAACAUUCUAUCUUAAUUUUUUAAAAUUGAAGGAAAUGUGAAUAAUUUUGACAUCUUGUAAUUAUCAACCAUUUACAUUAUUUUAACAUUUGGUACUUCAGCUGAUCAUUUUAUUCAAGAAUUAUCUUUUCUAAAAUUUGUCACCUAUAGCUACUAGCAACAACAAAAAUAUUGUACAAAUUGAAGGGUUUCAACUAUAUGAAAAUAUUUAGUUAUGUAACAGAAUGUAUGAUGAUUCCACAUGUUCUGUAUAUUUGUGAUAACCUGAGUGUGUGGGUGAUUCUAUGGUCUAACAUGAUUAGAAUUAUUGAGGAAAAGCAGUAAUAAAUAAAAGUAAAUUUAGAAACAUUUGUGUUUAUUUUUUUUUAAAGCAUCUUUUAUUUUAACUACACAAUUUUACCAAAAAAAUAUUUUCAAAUCAA
Messenger RNA from Lymnaea stagnalis (great pond snail), 24956 nucleotides. Lineage: Eukaryota; Metazoa; Mollusca; Gastropoda; Lymnaeidae. The record is from the annotation of a GenBank genome assembly.